Messenger RNA from Notolabrus celidotus (New Zealand spotty), 5921 nucleotides. RefSeq names its product estrogen-related receptor gamma b (gene esrrgb). NCBI's taxonomy places the organism in Eukaryota, Metazoa, Chordata, Actinopteri, Labriformes, Labridae. Gene Ontology annotation, cellular component: nucleus. The transcript is spliced from 14 exons. The record is from RefSeq and is a predicted model, not a curated record. Gene Ontology annotation, molecular function: DNA-binding transcription factor activity; zinc ion binding; nuclear steroid receptor activity. Gene Ontology annotation, biological process: regulation of DNA-templated transcription. Bases 740 to 2161 code for a protein of 473 amino acids.
AAGAAAAAAUAAAAUGCAUGACGAACCGAAUUAAAUAAAUAAGACAAAAAGACAAUCCAAGUGGAUGAUAAAGGAUUCAAAAGCAAGAAGAAACAGCGGAAGAGGUCAGAUGCCGCAGUUCAGUGAUUCCAGCAGACAAGAUCAGCAGGAUGAAGACCACCCAGGAGGUUAUACAGAAAAACCUGCUGUUGAGUCAUCGUCUGGCCCCCUCAAGCUAAUCCCGAUCCAGGAUCCUCUGGCCGGCUCUCAUGUGUUCAUCUCACUAUUGGACGGUGCAGGGCUUCACACUGUUAAAAGGCACCAAAACAAACAGAGACGGAGCAGAGGGAAUGAAAGGCUGCAGUGUUUUGGGAACACCAGAGUCCGGACUGCACAUGUGAUUUUCUUGUCAGCUGGCUGGAGUGAAGGGUGACAGGCAUCCCUGUGCGUCUGGGCAGAUAUCCCCCUCAUUUGGGUCUGACUGGAGAGGAAGCAAGAACAUCUGGGGAGAAGGACGGGUGGAAGAAAAAAAUAAGAGAAGGAAGAGAGGAGUCGGGAGGAGGCGGUGGUGGAGAGAGGUUUUCCUGGAACACUGGUGAAGGAUUGAAACAGCUGUGCUAAUUAACUAAUUGCAUGACCACCUGUGCGGUUCAAGCUGAGUUGCGCGCUUAGCCACGAGAGGGCACUUCGAACACAGCCACAAGUCUUCCCAAAGGGAGCCGGAGACCUUCAAACCAUCUGAGAGACGGACUACAUCGCGAUGGUGUCUGUGUUAGCAAACGAUGGCUUGAAGAAGGGAUGGAGGGAUGCACAAAACUUGAUAAAACCUUGUUCCUGCGGGACCCAUGAAUGUAAGAUGUUGCUUAACAGAAUGCCCUCUGAGGACCGACAUCUCUCCUCCAGCUGUGGUUCUUACGUCAAAACCGAGCCAUCUAGUCCGUCCUCUUCCCUCGUAGACACCGGCAGCCACCACAGUCCCAGCGGCAACUCAGACGCCAGCGGAGGCUACAUCAACGGCAGCAGACACCCGCUCGCUCUCGACUCUCCGCCAAUGUUCAACCCAAGCAUGCUGGGAGGCGGCGCCGCCUGCUUACGCCGCUACGAGGACUGCUCUGGGGGUGUGGCAGACGACUCACCAGUCAAGUGCGAGUACAUGCUCAACGCCAUUCCGAAGAGGCUUUGCCUGGUGUGCGGCGACAUCGCCUCUGGGUACCACUAUGGGGUGGCCUCGUGUGAGGCCUGCAAAGCCUUCUUCAAGAGGACGAUACAAGGUAUAGGAAAUAUUGAGUACAGCUGCCCGGCCACCAACGAAUGCGAGAUCACCAAAAGGAGACGCAAGUCAUGCCAGGCAUGCCGCUUCAUGAAAUGUCUUAAAGUUGGCAUGUUGAAAGAAGGUGUGCGUCUGGAUCGGGUUAGAGGGGGGAGGCAGAAGUACAAACGGAGGAUGGACGCUGAGAACGGCGGCUACCUCGGCCUCUCCAUCCCCCCUCCUGCCAAAAAGCCUCUGACGAAGAUAGUCUCCCAUCUGUUGGUGGUGGAGCCAGAGAAGAUCUACGCCAUGCCUGACCCCAGCGUGCCUGAUGGGGACAUAAAGGCCCUGACCACGCUGUGUGACCUGGCUGACCGCGAGCUGGUGGUCAUCAUCGGCUGGGCAAAACAUAUCCCAGGUUUUUCCACUCUCUCUCUGGCAGACCAGAUGAGUCUACUACAGAGCGCCUGGAUGGAGAUCCUGGUGCUGAGCAUUGUAUUUCGCUCGCUGCCCUGCGAAGACGAGAUAGUGUACGCCGAGGACUACGUAGUGGACGAGGAUCAGGCGAGGGUCUCGGGCCUGCUGGACCUGCACGUUGCCAUACUCCCACUGGUGAGACGCUACAAGAAGCUGCGCAUGGAGAAGGAGGAGUUUGUCACGCUGAAGGCCAUCGCCCUCGCCAACUCAGACUCCAUGCACAUAGAGAACAUCGAGGCGGUCCAAAGGCUGCAGGACUCUCUCCACGAGGCCCUGCAGGACUUUGAGGGCUCCCAGCAUCCGGAGGACCCUCGACGGGCGGGGAAGCUGCUAAUGACCCUCCCUCUGCUCCGUCAGACCGCCACCAAGGCCGUGCAGCACUUCUACAGCAUCAAAAUGCAGGGCAAAGUCCCCAUGCACAAACUAUUCCUGGAGAUGCUGGAGGCCAAGGCCUGACACCCAAGCCAGCAGGUGUUUGACAGACAGCUGCAUCAGCCAAUGGGAGGCGAGGGACAGUUGAUUAAAAAAAAAUAAAGGCAGUGUGCCAAUUGAUAGUGAAGACUUCUGAGUCAUUGAAACUCUUUUAAAUGAUGAUGCAUUUAAAAGAAAAAGGGACUUGAAAUGGUUUUUAAAAGGGUGAAUAUCAACCUGAUGAACGGGAUCAUGAUGAUGAUGUAAAUAAGAUGUUGUGUACAGAGAUCAGGCAGCUGAGGUCUUGUUAUAACCAGAGACCCGCUGCUCUAUAUCACCUGAAGCUUCUGUGAAUUUCUUUCUUUUGUUAUUUUCAUCUCAAAAUUAAAUGUUAAUAUAAAUGUCCUAAAGAACUGAACGGCUGCAAAGCCACAUUCUGUGUUUUUGUUUUUCCUUUCAUAACUUUGAAUCUGAGUUGUUAAAGCAAUAGUCUCUAACUGGUCUACAUAUAAUAUGUGUACUGUAUAUUGUGUGAUAUUGCACUGGGCGGGGAGGGAGGCUGAACUGUUAGACAUAUUCUUAUAUUCGUCAUCAAAGAAAGCAAUGAUUACCUUCAACAGGUAUGUUAGAUUUCCUCCUCAUAUAUUUACCUCGUAGUCGCUCCAUCCAUUCAGCGGGUACAGUAAAACAGGUGCUUACAGAAGGACAAUGUGGUCAGUCACAAACAGUUUGCAUUAAGCAUCUUUGAGUAUUGUGGCAAUAAUGGGUUAAAAAAGAACUUUGGAGUCUCAGUCUUAGAGACUUAAUCUCCUCCUCACUUCUCUCUGGGGUCAGCAUCAUACCCACAUAUUGGCCUCUGAAUAUACUGUGAAAGACACACUUGAUAAGCUAUAUUCUGAUGCUCAUCAUUCAAACUGUAUACAGCUUGUUUUAAUAGCAACAUCUUUGCAAUACAAAGCAAUCUAAUCUAUCUAUAGUCCAGCAAUAAAUACGAGCUCUGUGAAGUUUCCUUUUGUUUUAAAACUUCUGACUCCAUGGUUUGCCACACUGCUGUAUUAGAUUGCAUUAUAUUGCAAAGGUUGUGCUUUUUCUUGUACCCACUCUACCUUUAUUUAGAUUUUUCCUAUACCAACAUGUUAAAGGAUGAGAACCACAGUCCAUUGCUCCCUUUCAGUCAAUUGCAUAAGUAAAACCAAAGUCUAUUUGCUUGAUUAACUUAUCUUAACAUGUUUUAUGAUCCCGUAUUAGCAUUCUCUGAUACAGUUUGGAUGUCUGAGAAGGAAAAAAGUUUUGCAUUUGGAAAAAUUUGCCUCAUUUUUACCUUUUAUGAAAAAUAUGAUUUUUUUUCGUGCAAUGAUGUGGACUAUAGCAUAUGGGGCAUGUGCUUAAACCACUAGGCCAACGGCUCGCCAUGACAAAUAUGAUUUUAACAUUGUUUAAAUGUAUUCCACAGGCCUUGUUUUAUCCUUCAUGAUCAAAAUUUUAAAUCCCCAAGCUCAAGGAAAAAUAAUGCAGACUUUUGUUUUCUUUUAGCGGAGGGUCAUGAGCCUAGUUAGCAAAAAAAAUCAAAAACAGUUUCAGAAGAAGAGAUAAAUGUAGCUUUAAAUAUAAGUCCAAUACAACAAAGUGACACCUAAUUAAUCCUGCAACAUGACAGUAAUGACGUAAUAUUUUCAAACUUUGUUAUGUCUAACUUACAUCCUGCAUACCUUAUGAGAAGGUGCUCCUCAUUCAGUCACCGACUGCUCUGCAAACACUCAAACUCUGAAACACUUCUGCACACAAACUAAGUUAGGCUUUUGUCAGUUGGAAACCAGUCGCCAAAUCAUUCAAAGAAAGUCAAUCAAAAUAUGACAGUUAUAAACAUGCUAUCGGAUCAUAAUACUAAAGUAAGAGAUAAAUGCUGCAAGUAAUAUAUGAUAGAGACAUAACAUAAAGAUGAGCAGACGUCGGACGGUUUCUGCACAUCAAAGACUCUGACAGGAACACAAGUUACUGAUUUAUGUAAUGUUAUGUUUAGAUGAAUAUGGCAGAAAAUACAACUCCCAUGUUUCACGCCCCUCAAAGUAAAACCACGUAUUUCAUCACAUUGGGAAGAGUAGCAAACCAAAGUCUGCAGAAGCUUAAAAAUUAAACAGAAAUAAGAGAAAUGGCUGAAUUUUGAGCGUCUCAUUGAAUUUGAAUUUGAUUAAAUCUUGUAUUCCUAUGUUUGUUGGAAAUGCAGCUAAACAAGAUUGAAAUAUUUAAUCUCUUUUGUUCAGUCAUUGGACAUCUAUUCAAUACUGUUGUCUUUGUCAAAAUCACUGAAAUCUGAAAUGUAACCACCAACAAAAAAAACUUUCUUUUAGAUAAUAUUGGGGUCAAAGAAAAUCGUCCAUGUUUUUUGGGCUUUGUACACUCUUAAUGAACACAGACAGACAACCUGACCUUCCCUCCUCAAACCAGAGUUCCUCCACGUUCCUCCUCUCUGCACUUUGAACACUGAUAGCAGCUAAUUGUUUCCAACUCCCCCCGUCCUCUUAAAUUAAUAUAAGAAAAUAAAAGAAAAAUGCCUAAUUUAUUUUCAGACUUCUAAAAUGGUUCUACUGCAUCCAAUUAAUUCUAAUUGUCUUCUAAGCUGAAAUUCUCAAAAGAAAUGGAGCAAUUAAAUUUCUGCUUUGGCUCUACCUUGGGGACAAGAGACAUUUUAUUUCGGUUGUCGGUGGGGAGGGUCUGUGGAAACCUUUAGAAGGCGAUUUCAUGGGUGCUUGUAAUAGUUUCAUAACAGGGCGAUCACUGGGCUAUGCAAGGCAAAUAUGGCCACUUUAUGUUCCUUGUGUUGGGGAGCACUGGAGACAUUUACUUGUGCUUUGUUUACAUACUGUACAGCGCUGUACACUGCAAAUGUAAUGUGCAAAUAAUUACUGUAGCUGCUGUGCACUAGCAUUACUAUGAUGAUUUGUUUAAGUGGCCCGUUUCUCAUGAUAUAUUCAACACAAGUUCAAGGCCAACAGCUGUAUAAUUAGAGUCACUGUACUGUACCAAGUGAGAAAAGGUUUGUUUAUAUUUCUUUUCUGUGUUUAUUGUGACUCUCACUGCUGAAAAUCACACUGUUUUAUCAUCCCUUUUGGUCAUCGGCACAGCAGGACGUAUAGAGAGUGAAGUAGUCUAGACCCUAUACCUCAAUUCAUGUUUUUGAAAAUUACACUGCGUUUGGAAACGGGCCAUGCUCUUCCUCCUGGGAAUCAGUGGCACAGAAAUAAAGUGACAUCACUGACUGGGUAUUAAAAAAAAUGUAGAUGAACCUGCUGCAAUUGGGGAGCACAUUCCUCCGAGGAGAAAGCUGCUUAUUCGCUGCUCCAUUUGUGGACUUAUCUUCUCUCCGUGAGCCCUGAGAUGACAAGAUUUACAUAAAACACGGAGGAACCUGCCCGGCCGUGUAAAGGACCCUGCUAGGUGUGUGUACCGGAGGCAUGUAAAUACCCAAGAGGUUUACUCCCCUUAAAAAGCAAUAUGUUAUCAAUUGUGGAACACGAGUCGAGCUUAAAGACAGUCCAUUUUUAAUUAUGAACUAACUCUGUGCUCGGGUAACUAUGCACACAUGUUCAAAGUCCUGGUGAGGCGAAGGGUUCAGAUGUGAAAAACAAACACCACAGCAGGUUUCUCUGGACAGUAUUUUGUGGCACUUUGUUGUGUUCUUCUUUGUUUUUUCGUUGUGUUCAAGCCUAAGGUAUCCACGUGUAAAUAUAAGCUUUUUUUCUGAGUGAGUCAGAUCUAACAGUGCACUGAAUGUACAGUGACAAUAAAAUCACAUGGUUUAUGUAAA